AUGUUUCCAUUCACCAAUGUCUCCAUGUUUCCAUUAACCAAUGUUUCCAUGUUUCCAUUAACCAAUGUUUCCAUGUUUCCAUUAACCAAUGUUUCCAUGUUUCCAUUAACCAAUGUUUCCAUGUUUCCAUUAACCAAUGUUUCCAUGUUUCCAUUAACCAAUGUUUCCAUGUUUCCAUUAACCAAUGUUUCCAUGUUUCCAUUAACCAAUGUUUCCAUGUUUCCAUUAACCAAUGUUUCCAUGUUUCCAUUCACCAAUGUCUCCAUGUUUCCAUUAACCAAUGUUUCCAUGUUUCCAUUAACCAAUGUUUCCAUGUUUCCAUUAACCAAUGUUUCCAUGUUUCCAUUAACCAAUGUUUCCAUGUUUCCAUUCACCAAUGUUUCCAUGUUUCCAUUAACCAAUGUUUCCAUGUUUCCAUUAACCAAUGUUUCCAUUCACUAA
This is a messenger RNA of Candidula unifasciata, 441 nucleotides long. Lineage: Eukaryota; Metazoa; Mollusca; Gastropoda; Stylommatophora; Geomitridae. The record is from the annotation of a GenBank genome assembly.